Tripterygium wilfordii is the source of this 1017-nucleotide messenger RNA. Its product is annotated as protein YIPF5 homolog. The coding region runs from base 138 to 878 and encodes 246 amino acids. Gene Ontology annotation, biological process: vesicle fusion with Golgi apparatus; endoplasmic reticulum to Golgi vesicle-mediated transport. The record is from RefSeq and is a predicted model, not a curated record. Gene Ontology annotation, cellular component: trans-Golgi network; membrane. The transcript has a single exon. NCBI's taxonomy places the organism in Eukaryota, Viridiplantae, Streptophyta, Magnoliopsida, Celastrales, Celastraceae.
CAGUCCGGUCGUAAUCGUAUAGGUUUUCUUGGGAAGAUAACUUUGACAGUAACUGCAACCUGCAACUUCCUCGACAAGAUCUUUGCUCUAUUGAUCUCCAAACCCUAAUUUUCCCAUAUCUGAUUCCGAUCCCGGCAAUGUCGAAGGAAUUCAACGUGCCUCCGGUCGUUUUUCCCUCCGGUGGCAAUGCGGCCCCCACUGCCCCUACUCAGCGCCGUCCCACCGCCCCUUUCCAACCACCGCGUGCCUCCAGUCCUAUCCCCUUCAUGUCCUUCGAGGUCGGUCCCGCUUCCUUCUCCACUCCAGCUACCGCUGCUACCACAUCCACCGUUGGUGGCUCUGGCUAUGCCAAUUUCGAUGACGAGCCACCUCUGCUUGAAGAGCUCGGCAUCAACACGAGGCAAAUCUGGAGCAAAACAGUUUCAAUUCUUAAUCCAUUUCGUGUGAAUUCGGAUCUCCACGAGGACCCAGAUCUGUCAGGGCCGUUUCUGUUUUUCAUGGCUUUUGGAUUGUUUCAAUUGCUAGCUGGGAAGAUCCAUUUUGGGAUCAUCUUGGGUUGGGUUACUGUUGCUGCUUUGUAUUUGUACGUUGUUUUCAAUAUGUUGGCGGGGCGCAAUGGGACACUGGAUUUGUAUAGGUGCCUGAGCUUGAUUGGAUAUUGCAUGUUGCCAAUGGUAAUCUUGUCAGCAAUCUCACUGUUCUUGCCGCAGGCUGGAGUGGCGGUUUUUGGGAUUGCGGGAGUUGUUGUUUUCUGGUCUACGCGGGUUUGCACGAGGCUGCUUUUGGAGGUUGCAGGAUGGGAUGAGCAUCGCGGUUUGGUUGCCUAUGCUUGUUUUUUGAUUUUCAUGCUGUUUGCACUGCUGGUUAUUUUUGAAUAAGAAUGAUGGCUAGUUUUAUUGGCUCAAAUUUAUCUGGAAAUAGCUGAUAUGUUUUGUUGUUCAAAGUUCAAACAUUAUUUGUCCCCUGAUUGAUAUGGUUGACAUUAACAUGAUAAUGCAAGUUCUCUGUGUUAUAUUU